CUUGUGUGUAUAUAUGUGUGUGUGUCAUUUUAAUUGUGUGUUGUGUGAUUGAUUCUGACACACAGCAACCAUAAUUUACACAGUAGAACUGCCCCAUAGGGUAUUCUAGGCUGAAAUCUUUAUGGGAGCAGAUGGUCAGGUCUUUUCUCCCACAGAAAUACUGGUAGGUUUGAAGUGCCAACAUUUUGUUUAGCAACUGAGUGCUUAGCCAUUGUACCACCAGGGAUUCACACACACACACAUAUAUGAGUUCUCUAACAUUUCUUGCUGGCUGAGAAGGAAUUUAUAAUGUGAUGAGGUCCCUAUGCCUCGAUGUCCUCCAGCAAAUGCCCAGUGACCACUUGUCACAAGAUGUUGUAGAUGGGAUUCCAGUAUCAAUAGAAGCUGGAUUAGACAGCCUCAAUGGUUCUAAUCUUUUUGUAAAAUAGAAAAAGCAUGUUUUUUCUCUUCCUGUAUGCCAUGAAGGAAAAGAGUUUAUUUAUUAAAAUGCUUUGGUCUUAUUUGAAAACACAAAAUAUGAAAUGCUUAUCACCCUGCUUUAAAAAUGUUGUCUUUACAGGAUAAUCCCAAUAUCUGUGUUCAUCAUCAGCACUGAAACGGAAGAAAACAGGAUGAAUGUGACUGACUUAAUUCUAAUAGGACUUACACAGAAUCCUCAGAUGCAGAGAAUUCUAGUUGUUGUUUUGCUUAUCACCUACAUUGUCACUGUCUCAGGAAACCUGCUCAUUGUGGUCACCAUAAUCUGCAGUCAGGCAUUGAAAUCCCCAAUGAAUUUCUUCCUGGCCUUCUUAUCUUUGAUAGAUGCCUGCUACUCCUCUUCCAUACUUCCUAAAAUGCUAGCUGACUUGCUCUCUGAGACAAAAACCAUCUCCUUCAGUGGCUGCAUGACACAGAUCUUUAUUGAACAUUUCUUAGGUGGUUCUGAGGUUGCCCUCCUUGUGGUCAUGGCCUAUGACCGUUACGUGGCCAUCUGUAGUCCUCUGCACUAUGUGACCAUCAUGAACCACCAUGUAUGCUGCCUUUUGGUGGGGGUGUCUUGGACAGUGGGUUUUGUCCACUCUAUUGGACAGAUUCUUGUCACUUUCUGGCUCCCAUUCUGUGGCCCCAACAUUAUGGAUCACUUCACGUGUGACGUCUUCCCCCUGAUACAACUUGCCUGCACAGACAAUUUCCUUUUUGGUCUCCUGAUUGCUGCCAAUGGUGGGGUAAUGUCUGUGAUUACCUUUGUAAUGUUGUUGGUAUCCUAUGUCUUCAUCCUGCAUUCGUUGAGGAUUCACAGCUCUGCAGGAAGGAAAAAGGCCCUCUCUACCUGUACCUCCCACAUCACUGUUGUUGUCUUGUUCUUUGUGCCCUGUAUUUUUAUGUAUAUGCGACCAGUAGCCACCUUCUCCAUGGAUAAAGGCAUAACUGUAUUCUAUACCCUUGUCACUCCCAUGUUAAAUCUCAUUAUCUACACAGUAAGGAAUGCAGAAGUAAAAAAUGCCAUCAAAAUGUUACUGAAAAGAAAUGUAAUUUCAGAUAAUAAAUGACCCAAUAUGAAGAUUUUAUUUCUAUCAUAAUCUUUACAUUUUUAUGUUAAUAUAUAUGUGGGUUUGUGUGUAUGUGCGUAUAUAUAUAUAUAUAUAUAUAUAUGCAUAUAUAUAUGUAUAUAUAUACCUCUUUCCCACCUGUAUCACUUAACUGCCAUAGAACCUUUGCACAAGAAUGGCAUGGAGGUUGUGUCUGACCUCCUCUAACUUCACAAGGGGAAAGGAGAAUCAAAGCCAACAGCCCAAGCCUGAUUCCUUGCGGAAGUCAGAUAUGACUCCUUUCUCUGCCAUCUUUACUAAUUUUGAUACCAACUGUCCCUGCAUGACACUCUCUACUUCUCUGCUGGGUUCGGUAAUCCAUUGCAAUGGCCACACAGAACUCACAGACAAUACUCACGAUUAUGGUGUUUAUUAGGGAAGUAACAGUUACAAUUCAGGCCCAAGAACAUUCAAGAUACAGCUCUUCCAUCAGGGCAGCCUCUUCCCAGCUGUGUUCACAGGCACACCUCUCCCUGGUCCUAGGCGUCUACCCAAAGGCACUCAACUUUCUUCAUGGGCCAGGAAGCCCACCAAGCCUUCACCUGUCAGUUCUUUCUUCCCACCACUUCUCACCAUCUUCAGGGUUAUAGCUCGUUGUCUCUGUUGGUCUCUUUCUUCUAGGAGCUUCUUAGCACAGGAACCCCAGGUCCAAAGGAUGUGCUGGCUUCUGGCUGUUAAUCUUUGGUGGCAGUGGGAUCUCUUCUUUACCCCAUUUGAUGUGGCUCAUUUCAAGCCCAGCUGGGGAGCAAAACUGACCAAUCCCUUUGGUGGACCACCAUUAUCCUACCACGGAGUGCUGCUGGGGGUUACAAGACCGCGGCUAGAGAGGCCACACAAAAGUGAUCCUUCACAUCGCAGUUUGCAACAAUUAUUCUGAUUUACAGGUGAUAAAAAUUAAGUUAAAAAGGGCUAAAUAAUCAGCCCAAGGUCAGAGGCAGAGCUAUUUGAAUCUGCAUUUGUUCUAAUUACAAAUCCCAUAUUCUUUCAACCAUUUCAAAUUGUAUCAGGAUCAAAGGCAGCCUUUAUUUUAUAUCGAAGCCUUUCUUGCUUUGUUACAAAUUGCAAAUUCUCUUCUCUAAUUGCAGAGUUGUAUAACUGACUUGCACAUGGAAGCUGUUGUUACUUCAGAACCCAUAGUGGCUACUGGUAUCUAGGACAGUGCAGAAUACAGUUUAGAAAGAAAAUACUUGCUAAUACUCUCUCAGCACACUGACAAUAUACCAAUGUUUAAAAUUAUGUGGGUUUCUUGUUCUGACAAGUAAAAGCUGUCAGUAAUAAAAAUUCAUUGUAUUUAAACCUAAGUGAAAUUUUAAAGUGUCCUUUGGUGGUCACAAUGACCCUAUAACAUUGAAAUUUAGUUAAUGUUAUUAUUUUACUGGAAAAAAAGUAGGUGGGUCAUAAAAUUUAAAUAAUUAGAUCAUAGAACAAAUAAAUCAGCCUUGAGCUCAAAUAUUCUCACUUCACAUCCUGUGACUUUUUCAUUAUACAUAUAAUUCUUUUGUGCUAGUACUUAGUUAUACUUAGUUAUGGUCUGUUUUUUUUAAAUAUAUAUUUUUUAAUUUUAUGUCAUACUUGUUGCCAUCAAGUUGAUUCUGACACACAGCAACCCUAUAGUACCCUAUAGUCCAAAGAGAGACUGAUAUAUUUGAACUACUUACCUUUUGUUUAGCAGCCAAACUCUUAACCACUACUCCACCAGGGCUCCAUGUGUCAUAGGAAGUGACAUUUUGUUAGGUUUAAAAUCAUUUAAACAAAGAAAAAAACAAAAAACCCAUUGCCAUUGAGUUGAUUCUGAGUCACAGAGAUCCUAUAGGACAGAGUAGAAGAGCCCCAUAGGGUUUCCAAGGAGCAGCUGGUGGAUUCAAACUGCUGACAUUUGGUUAACAGACUUAGCUCUUAAUCACUGGGUCACCAUGGCUCCUUAGUGGUAAUUACGUGCUGUUCUUUUUUUCCCCCCAAACACUGUGUAACAUAUCAAUUUAACUAUUAAAAAUUCACUAUGUUGUUACUUGAAUCUAACAUUAUUAAGUAUAUAUCUGAGACUUCUCUUUGCAAACUGCUUCCAGAGAUGGCUUAAGCAUAAGGCGUACAAGAAAAGAGAAAUCAUUACUCCUCAGUUGGUCAAGGGAAGAUUUCUCAGCUAAAGAACUUACUUAACUCAUAAGACUUUGUUGCAAAUAAGUUUUGGUUCUUUUAAAAAACAAAGUUUGCAACCACGAGAUGAAUGUAUGCCAUAGAUGUCUUUAUAGGACACUUUGACAUAGUGUUCUAGCCUCCCACCUCAUGGGUAUCAUACAUUUUAUUCGAGAAGUCAGAGGAUUCUAAGAUGCAACAAUAAUUAGCAAGAUAUUAUGACUGUGAAACACAGUGGAGGGUAAGAACACCAGCUUCAGGAUCAGUAGACACUGGUUUUUUUUUUCCUUACUGUGCGAUGGCAGUGGGUUUUUUUUGGGGUGCCCCCAUUUCAUUAUAUGAUCUUAUAUAGGUCUCCCUAUAUUUAUAGGUAGUUUACUUAGAUAACUUAGGAGGUGUUCCCAAGCUCUUUGAUUCUGUUCAUUCCAUUUUUAUUUCCUUAAAUAUUGUUUUAUUUAAUUCUACUUCAUUUGGAAGAAGUAAAAUUGGAAGAGUCAUAAGCAAUUAUAUUUCUACAGGCCAAGAGUUGGCCACAGCCCACCACCUUAAACAUUUCUAUUUUUGGUAAACAGCUCAGGAGAUGUUUUCCUUUGAUGAAAGGAUCUUUGGCCUGGACUAAACAAUUGAGGAUAAGACCUCUGCUCUUGAAGGUUUUAUUGCCUUGAAAACAUGGACCUCUGCUGAUUGAAAUGUAUGAAGUUGGCCGUAAGAUGAACACUUUGGCAGUCCCACUUCUUUUUGGUGUGGAAUCAGUCCCUAAAUCUGUCAAACAUGAAACUGUAGCUCAACUGGUUUCUUCCCAACUGUGAUCUGAUGCGUAUUUGAUUUCUCCUGUUUUUAUUCUAAUUUAUCUUCCAGUUUGAAAAUCCAUGUUACUGUCUAUCCAGUGUUUUUUCCACUCUUUCCUUGGAAUUGUGUUCUGGAAACAAGCUUUUCUGGUAUAGCUUCAGGAACACCCCUUUUGAAAAAUUACCUUCAGAGCCAACCCUGACUGAUUUAAACCUAAUUUUUUUUCCAUGGAAGAAUUGAUGUAUUCAAACUGUGGUGUUGGUGAAGAAUACUGAAUAUACGUUGGACUGCAAGAAAAGUAAACAAAACAGUCUUAGAAUAAAUACAAUCAGAAUGCUCCUUAGAAAUAAAGAUGAUGAAAGUUUUCAUUGCUUACUUUUAACACAUCAUCAGGAAAAACCAACUGCUAGAAAGGACAUCUUUUUUGGUAAAGUAGAGGGUCAGUGAAAACAAGGGAAGCCCUCAAUAAGAUGGAUUGUCACAAUAGCCAAAAAAAGGUUUUAAAUAUAUCAAAGAUUUUGAAGAUGGUGAAAGACUGGAUGGUGUUUUGUUCCAUUACACAUAGGGUUGCCAUGAGUUGGAGCCAAAUUGAAGGCAACUAACAACAACAACCGUAGACUCUGCCCUUUCUCUAUUUCAUACUACUCUAAGCCAUGCAGAACUAGACUAGACAGGUGUAAGGGAGUCUAAAGAAAUCUCUCUCCUCACCACUUUAGUUGCUUAGUAGAGAUUAGAUGACAAUUUAAUGGGUCACUGUGAAUGGAUUUCAAUCUUUUAGGAGAAUGGGCAAAAUGACCUUGGAAGUACAUGUUAAUUUGACUAAUUCUGAUUCUGUACUUUCAUUCCAGAGUUGAAAGACAAAGUUGAAGACAUUUUCACAGAUGGAAAUCCAUAUUCAUUAGAGUUCUUUGUAUAGUUUCACAUCCCCUGUCAAACUAUAGAACCUGCCAUGACAAGCACUAUAAUAGUCAGAUGUUUAAUCAAAAUCAGUUUAGUCACAUGGGCACAGACAGCUUUCUUAAAUUAUUUUUCUCCCACUACACAUGCUGCUCACAGUGACUGUACCCUCUUGAACCAAUUCAGAAGCUAAACACAAUUUAUUUUUCCUUUUAUUUAAACAGCACAGUUGAACAUAGGUGAAUAAAUGUGGUCCCAUAUAGGAAUGUUUCUGAACUGAAUUUAUUUUGUUUUUAAAAGUAAUUUUUCAAACAUUGGCAUUUUAUUAUUUUUAAUAGGUGACUUGUAAUAUACUCAAAAUGGAUGUCAACAUAAAUGUGCCAUGACACUUCUGCUGUAAAACAAUAAUCUAAGAAUAAGAAUCCUGAACCAGGAUUCAGGAGGAUUAGUUUCUUCUUUUACCUUGGCAGUCAAUUUUCUGAUUCCCUGUCUUAGUUUUCCUGGUUAUACAAUGUGAAUAUUGAUAGCUGUGUCAUUCCCAUUACAUAGGGCUAAUGUUUGACUCAAUUUAAAAGGCUGCAGAAAAUGGCUCAGUGUAUCAACUACUUCUGUGUAUAAAUAAUUCAAGAUAUGAAAUUUUUCCUCAUUAUCAUAUUGGUCUAAUUCCGCGAUUAGAGAAUCAACUGCUGUGAGGAAGUACUUAACAAUGUACUCAGUAUGAAGGGAUCAUAUCUGUCUCUUCCUGCAUACCUGAAUACAACACUUAAAAAUUAUGAACAACACAAAGGGUAGCUUGAUAAAGACACAAAAUAUUAUAGCGAAGAAUUAAAAAGUCAGAUAGUUACAUACAUGUCAUGGAUUGAAUUGUGUUUCCCAAAAACAUGUGUAUCAAUUUGGAUAGGUCAUGAUUCCCAGUAUUGUGUGAUUUUCCUCCAUUUUGUCAUCUGAUGUGAUUUUCCCAUGUGUUGUAAAUCCUGUCCCUAUGACGUUAAGAGAUGGGGUUAAUGGCAGUUAUGUUAAUGAGGCAGGACUCAAUCUACAAGAUUAGAUUGUGUCUUGAGCCAUCCUCUUUUGAGAUAGAAAAGACAGAGGUGAGCAGAGAGACAUGGGGGUCUCAUACCACCAAGAAAGCAAAGCCAGAGGCACAGCACAUCUUUGGACCUGUGAUUCCUGCACAGAGAAGCUCCUAGACCACAGGAAGAUUGAUGACAAGGACCUUUGUCCAGAACCCAAGGACAGAGAAAGUCUUCCCUUAGAGCUGGAACCCUGAAUUUGGCCUUCUAGCCUCCCAGAUUGUGAGAGAAUGAAUUUCUCUUUGUUAAAGCCACCCAUUUGUGGUAUUUCCGUUAUAGCAGCAAUAGAUAACUAAGAAUUUGGUACCAAGAGUGGGGUGCUGCUCUAAGAGAUACCUAAAAUGUGGAAGAAGUUUUGAAACAGUGAAUGUAUAGAGGAUUCAGAGGAAAAUGAAGAGAGCUGUUACACUGGAGAUGGCACAGAUGGCAAGAAGCAGUGGCAGAGAACCAGCAGUGGCAGAACAAGGAGUCCAGCAUGAGAUGACACUGGAGCCCACCCACGAAGUGCAAGAGCUGACGGCCUUUGGCAGUAGGCUUCUUGGCAGUGUGGGGUGCCUCCAGAUACUUAUCAGUGGAGCUACAGAGCUUUGGAAAUCUUUCCCCAGCAGGGCAGAUAUGGGUUGUGAGGCCCUAGGGGCUGAGAGGACAAGAAACCAGGAGGCAGAAGCUGAAAAGACAAGGAACACAGGAAAACAAUCUGCCUCAGUCUCAAAGGGUAUGGCCACAACCUCUGGGGUCUCAGAGGGUGGAGCCAUGGCCCCUGGUAUUUCUAAGAGUGGAGUCACCACUCAGAUGGACUAGGAGAAUGGUGUGCCUAAAGCUGAAGGAGCAGAGUUGCUGUCCCAGUGGGCCUGGAAGGUGGAACAGAGGCCCAGGGCCGAGGGACCUCCACUCAGAAUCCAGAAAGCAUGGCCAAUAGCUAGAUCUGGAGGAUAGGGCCUUUGUGUAAAUGGUCUCAGAGAACAGAGGAUUAUUUUCAAAGCCUUAAGGGCAAAUGUAAUGUGUUCUGCUGACUUACAUGGUGCCUAUUAUCCUUUCUUUCCUUCCAAUUUCUUACAUUUGUAAUGGAAAUGUUUAAUUUGUGCCUGUUCCACCAUUGUACUUUGGAAGCAGAUAGCUUCUAUUCUAGAUUUCGCAAAUGAGGAAGAAUUUUUGGACUUGGGACUUGGAGUGGCUUAAGACUUUUGCUAUGAUACAAUGGGGUGAAUGUGGUUUACGUGUGGUGAGAACAUGAAGUUUUUGGGGCCAAAGUGUGGAAUAUCAUGGAUUGAAUUGAAUGUGUAUUAAUUUGGCUAGGCCAUGACUCCCAGUAUUGUGUGAUUGUCCAUCAUUUUGUCAUCUAAUGUGAUUUUCCUAUGUGUUUUAAAUCCUAUCUCUAGGAUAUUAAUGAGAUGGGAUUAGUGGCAGUUAUGUUAAUGAGGCAGGACUUAAUCUACAAGAUUGGAUUGUGUCUUGAGACAAUCUCUUUUGAGAUAGAAAAGAAAGAAGUGAGCAGAGAGACCUGGGAAAUUCAUACCACCAAGAAAGCAAUGCCAGGAGCAGAGUGCAAUCUUUGGACCUGAGGUUCCUGCACAGAGAAGCUCCUAGACUACGGGAAGAUUGAUGAUAAGGAGCUUCCUCCAGAACCCACAGAGAAAGAAAGCCUUACCUUAGAGUUGGCACUCAGAAUUUGGACUUCUAUCCUCCUAGACUAGGAGAGAAUAAAUUUCUCUUUGUUGAGGCUCUCCACUUGUGGCAUUUCUUUUAUAGCAGCACUAGAUAACUAAGAUAGCAGCUGUUUAUAUAAUGCCAAACACCUAGAAACUGCCCACUAAGCUAAUUUGUUAUCAAAAUAUCCAGAUUCUAAUAUCUUUUCAUUUAUUCUUAAGUGGUCAACUCAUUUUUUUCUCUUGUCAUGUGAUUUUUCUUCUUGUAGACUUAGGGAAGAAUUUAAAAAUUAAAGAUGGAUUCUUAUAGAAGUUCUCUGAUGUUCAGUUAGGUAACUGGAAAUAAUUGGGUGGUUGGCAAGUUCUGCUAAUGAUGAUGAAAUACUCCUGAGGUCUCAUUAGCUACAGCUAAGAAACUUCAGAGAAGUUGCCUGCAAAUAGGAUAUGUAGUAACAUUUUUAAGCCUCAAGAGAAAGGCAUUAUUCAAAGGUGCCAUUUAUAAAUCAGCAAAGAGAUUUAUUGUAGCUGAGCUAUUGGCACUUUAAAUCUUACAACUUUACUUAUUUCUUAUUUCUGUCUGGGUGAUUUAACAGUGGCUUGGGGCCCUGGGCAGGAAGCUGUGCCAGAUAAGUUCAUAGGUGAGAAUUUUUUUUUUUUUUUUUUUGAGAAAAGAAUAUAAUUAUAGAAUCUCAGAUUUAAACGGACCUUAAAACUGUAUGGUCACCUUCCACCCCACCUCCCACAACCAAAUAACAACAUUUCAAAUUAUUUUCCUUUCUUUCAAUUGAAAUAUAUUUAAAUUAGUUAGAAUCAAAUUAGAUGUCCAAAUUCAGAUGCAAAUUGUCCCACUUAAAUGAUGAGAAGAGUUUUCCUAUGACAUUACACAAUUCUUAAAAAAAAAAAAAAUCCCUUUUAAAAGUUAUACACCAUUCCAUGAAAUGCAAAAUAUUUGGCCUCACCGUUUUUCUAAUGCUGCACAUGUCAUACAGUUUUAUUUUUUAUUGGUUUA
Molecule: messenger RNA, 9115 nt
Organism: Loxodonta africana (African savanna elephant)
Lineage: Eukaryota; Metazoa; Chordata; Mammalia; Proboscidea; Elephantidae
Product: olfactory receptor 4C3D-like
Exons: 1
Coding region: 612-1529 (305 amino acids)
Biological process (GO): G protein-coupled receptor signaling pathway
Cellular component (GO): plasma membrane
Molecular function (GO): G protein-coupled receptor activity; olfactory receptor activity
Source: RefSeq, a predicted model, not a curated record